CCCCAUUUUCCAGCCUCCUCCUCCAUUUGUGUCUCUGUCUUUCUCUCUCUAUAUUCACUUUUCUCUCUCUAUAUAUCUCUAUCUCCGCCCCUUUAGCCCCUUUUGUAUUGUGUGUGUAUGUAUGACGAAUUCUUAAGAGAAAGACAACAAAGACUCAGUCAGAUACAAAAACAAAAAACAAAAAAAAGAGAUAAAGGGGUAAGAGAAGAAGAAGAUGGGGGUGUUAAUUUGGACCAUUGAUUUCCCUUCUUCUCUCUUCUUUGUUGCUCCUGCAGUUUUAAGGUAUUCUUCCAAAAUCACUUCAGAUUUGGUACUUUUCUUGGGUUUUGGCUUCAUUGAUUGGUAAUAUACUAUACAUCCACUAUAUUUACACCUUUUGUUAUUAAAAAAAAAAGUAUACUAUAUAGUGAUAAAGAUUCAAUUUUUAUAUUGUUUGUGUUGGAAAAAAAAAGCCUAUGCGCUUUUACAGAGUUGAUUUUCUUGGAUUUGGGAUUUUGUCAUCUAUGUAUAAAUAGGGAUUUUUUGUUCCUAAAAGUUCAUUCUUUUGUUGCAUAAGAAUUUGGGGUUGUGUGGGAUUUCCCUUUUUUUGGUAUUUUGCUGAUUUUCCAAUCUGGGGUUUUUGUUUGUUUCAGUGGUGGAAUAAGUUUUGAUAUAGGUUUGUUGUUGUUAGAGAACUUUAGUAUAGUUGUUGUGUUUGUAAAGAUUUAGUCUUUUUGUUCAAGUAGUUGUUCUGGUUUGUUAGUUUUGAAGUUUGUCAUUAGCAAUUGUUUGUCUCCCAAAGAAAAGGAAUUGUGAAAUAGGAGAUACUGUUUGGUGUUGUAUUGGCUGUCGAUGGAGAAUCAUCAUCCUUCGACUCGUUUGUCCAUGGAUUCGAGUGCAUCUUCUUCACAUGAUGAAUUAGACCUCGAGAUGAGUAGACAAGUAGUCAUAACUUGUCCACCUGAUAUUAAUUUGCCUUUAUCAGCUGAGCGUAGCCCUCCUCCGCAGCCAUGGAACUCAGAACAUUGUGAUAUUCUUGAUGUCGGGCUUGGGACACAGGUAUAUGAGACUGAAAGUUCUAUUAGUGCAUCUAAAGUUGGAAGGAAAUGUGCGAAACGUUUGGAUAGUAUUUGGGGUGCUUGGGUUUUCUUUAGCUUUUAUUUUAGGCCUGUGUUAAAUGAGAAAUCGAAGGCAAAGAUGGUAAGGGAUAGUAAUGGAUAUUCCGGGUUUGAUAAAUCUGAUCUCCAGCUUGAUUUGUUCAUGGUUCAGCAUGACAUGGAGAACCUGUAUAUGUGGAUUUUCAAGGAAAGGCCUGAGAAUGCACUCGGUAAGAUGCAGCUUCGGAGUUACAUGAAUGGGCAUUCUCGUCAAGGGGAGCGUCCGUUUCCCUUUAGUGCUGACAAGGGUUUUGUUCGAUCUCAUAGAAUGCAGAGGAAGCACUACAGGGGGCUAUCGAAUCCUCAGUGUAUUCAUGGUAUUGAGGUUGUUUCAUCCCCCAGUCUUUUGGUUCUUGAUGAAGAGGAGCGCAAAAGAUGGAUGGAACUCACAGGUAGGGAACUCAACUUCAGUAUCCCACACGAAGCUAGCGAUUACAGUUCAUGGAGGAACCUCCCCAACACUGAAUUUGAGCUUGAGAGACCACUCCCACCAAUUAAGAGUAAUCUGCAUUCCAAUCCAAAGAAAUUGGCUAAUGGAUCAGGGCUUAAUUUGUUAACUCAGCCAUCCAAUCACAGCAACGGGGAUGCAAUGGAUCUACUACCUGCGAAUGGCAAAAGGAAAAAGGAUUUCUUCCCUCACGGAAAUGAAGAUGAGUGUUUCCUGCAAGUAAAUCCUCCUUCCUAUCAAACUCCAGAUCUUGAAAUUCACCCAACUGAACCACAUUGGUUACAUGACUUUAGUGGGGUGAUGAGGGAUGUCUACGGGCCAGUAACAGCUGCAAAAAGCAUAUAUGAAGAUGAACAAGGUUACUUAAUCGUACUCAGUUUGCCAUUUGUAGAUCUUCAAAGGGUGAAAGUUUCCUGGCGAAACACGCUCACACAUGGUAUAAUAAAGGUGUCUUGUUUAAGCACAUCUCGUAUGCCAUUCAUCAACCGACAAAACAGAACUUUCAAGCUUGACGAAUCAUCCUCAGAACACUGCCCUCCAGGUGAAUUUGUCAGAGAAAUUCCUCUGUCAACAAGAAUCCCAGAAGAUGCCAAAAUUGAAGCGUACUACGACGAAUCAGGAACUGUGCUAGAGAUGUUGGUUCCAAAACUUUGCGAAGGACCUGAAGAACAUGAAGUUCGUGUCUGCCUCCGUCCUCACCUUGGAGGAAACGACCUCAUGUUGACCUAAGUGGAGAUGUACUGAUGCCUGUUAGGGGAAAGGGUGCUUCAGUAUGCACCAACUUAGUUUUCAUAUAUGAUGUGGUUUUAUGCAAUUGUAUGAUAUAUAUAUAUUCCAUUUGCACACACUAGAUGUUGUUGGUAGGUUUUCCCAGACUAGCUGUAGCUUCUGUUGCAACACUAUUUGCUAUGAUAUU
Solanum verrucosum is the source of this 2500-nucleotide messenger RNA. RefSeq lists its product as uncharacterized. The record is from RefSeq and is a predicted model, not a curated record. The transcript has a single exon. Lineage: Eukaryota; Viridiplantae; Streptophyta; Magnoliopsida; Solanales; Solanaceae. Bases 832 to 2313 code for a protein of 493 amino acids.